CCCCUUUCCCUUUUGGGGUUCAUACCUAAACAACCGGAAACGUUGAUGUCGCUUGGAAACUGACAGCAGUUACGUUGGCAGACGUAAAAGUUUUGUCAAUAGAUUUUUUUUCACCACAUUUGUGCCUGCUACAGACUAAGAUAUCUCUUACUCCCGAACAUGUCUGUGGUGACGUACGAAAAACCACUGCCACACAUCGGGCUCGCCGACUGGUUUGCCAAGCAAUGGGAAAUCCAGCAGACGAACGACGCACGUCGAACCGACGCUUUCAACUUACGCCACGAAUCCCGACAGUUGAGAAACGAGACGAACAUCAAAACAAAUUGGGAUACUUACCAUAACAAUGUGCGAUUGGCCGAUCGAGUGACCGAAUUGGAUCGGUGGAAGGACCUUUUGGAGGCUGCUCUACAGAGGAUCGAUAAGGAAACAAGCCUUUUAAAAGAUGAGAAGUUUGAAACCGAAAAAGAGAUUGACGCCCUUGGCAUACCAAUCGGUGUAAUAUCUGAGUGUAUCUCAAUGAGAGACAACCGGCAAGGUGCUGAGCUGACUUACGAUGAAGGAGAUACUGAACUGAAGAAGGAACUUUGUGUAGUCGAAAGCGUGAAAAAGAUGCUUAGCGAGCGCUGCCAAGAAGCAUGGGAGAAGAUCAAUAAGCUCAACGAGGUGCGGUUCAAACUAAACUUGGAUAUCAACGAUAAACACGAGGCGAUCGAGAUCGAUAAGGAUCAACUGACUUUGGAUAAAAACUGUGCCAAUAUAAGCUUUAAAACCGAUCCAUUAAGGAUCGUGAAGAAUUCUCUUCCGUACGAGUCCUGGUUAGAGCACAGCCGUUACGUGAAACUGUUGGCCGACGAUGAGUUGGCGGACACUCUACGUCUGCGCGAGGCCCUUUUCGUGGUGCGCGAGCGUGCAAAAAACGACAUGCUCGCGCAACGGGAUCGCGUCGACUUUAUCCUGCGCAAGCGGAUCUACCAAACGCAAAAGGCGCGCAACGAAAUCGAGUGGCAGCAGUUGAAGAUGCGCGAGGAAAUGGAAAAGGUCGCCAAGGAAAUACGCACCCUCGAAGAUGCUCUACAGGCCAAAACCGAUGCGUUGAAACUAGCAGAGACCAGACUGGAAAAUCGGUCAUAUCGUCCAGGUUUUGAGCUAGCUAGAGACGAAGCUGAGCAAGGUCUAAAAGACGAGGUCCUGCAGCUUAGACAAACGAGAAAAGACCUCCUGGACAAGAUCAAUUGCGCCAAAGCGACUUAUAACGCGUUGGAGGAUCAGCAAGUGAUGAUCGAUCGCGAAUUGGAAAACAAGAACCAGUCAUUGAUGACUGACAUUAGGUGCUUGGAUCUCAGAGCCAGACUGAGGGAAGGCAAGUUCGCCGGUCCAGAAACUCAAACCGAUCGGAAUAUCGAACUGACACAAAUGUCCAAGGAAAUUCCACCGACGUGAUAUGUCUUUGGUUUUUCGAAUAACAUUUGUAUACUGCAAAAUUUUCAAUAAACUUUUAGGCACC
Molecule: messenger RNA, 1504 nt
Organism: Anthonomus grandis grandis
Lineage: Eukaryota; Metazoa; Arthropoda; Insecta; Coleoptera; Curculionidae
Product: tektin-2
Exons: 8
Coding region: 160-1440 (426 amino acids)
Biological process (GO): cilium assembly; cilium movement involved in cell motility
Cellular component (GO): nucleus; microtubule cytoskeleton
Source: RefSeq, a predicted model, not a curated record